This is a messenger RNA of Glossina fuscipes, 6663 nucleotides long. It is a transcript of the gene spri, whose product is annotated as protein sprint. The transcript has 8 exons. The coding region runs from base 1048 to 6471 and encodes 1807 amino acids. Gene Ontology annotation, molecular function: guanyl-nucleotide exchange factor activity; small GTPase binding. NCBI's taxonomy places the organism in Eukaryota, Metazoa, Arthropoda, Insecta, Diptera, Glossinidae. The record is from RefSeq and is a predicted model, not a curated record. Gene Ontology annotation, biological process: signal transduction; vesicle-mediated transport. Gene Ontology annotation, cellular component: cytosol; endocytic vesicle.
GAAAACAAUGGAAGUCUGGGUAAAGUAAGAAUUAUUUUUCGUUUAACUAAGGUUUAUUUUUAUUAAAAUGUGAUUCUCUGUUCAUUAUAAUUGGAUGCAUAUAUGACUAGAUUAAAUAAUAAAUUUUCCUUGUUACACGAGUCUAUUAAUUAAUUUUUGCUACUUUCUGAACUAACUUGGCUUGAUGAGAGUGAUGCGAAAAAAACUACAUCAAGCUUGAUUUCUCUAGACCAAGUUUUAGCAAACAUGACUAUUAACACUGGAAUUAAUUCCGCUAUGAACGCUGAUCAAGAAUAUAUAUAUAUAUAUCUAUGAAUCGGAUGCAUAUUUCCAAGAUUUACAAUCGUUUCAGAAAUUUAAUAUAUCCGUUUGGCUACAUAGGAGAAGAAGAAAGAUGCAUUUAUGUCUAUAGGCAGACAGACUUUAGAAAAAACUACCUUUUGAGUUACGUAAUGCGGACAUAAAAACUUGGUUUCUAUUGGCAAACUACAAUUCAGCUCAUAUCAGAAUCAUAAUAAUAAUAAUAAUCAAUCAUGUGUACGUAUGUGUAAUAAAGGCAUUCUGUCACGUUUCCACAUGUUUGCAAAAUGUAAUUUUGCGUGUGUGUGUGUGUGUGUGUUUUUUUUUUUUUUAAAUUUCUUUAUUCAUGGUAAUGUUGUUAUUGUUGUUAUUACUAUUACUGCAUUUAAAUAAAUGCAGUUGACCAGCGGUAGUUAAACAUGCCCACUGAAACAAACCGAUAAUUACUUGAAAGCUAUUUCUUUCUUAAUUGGGAAAUGCUCGCAAUUUUAUGUGAAUAAAACAUUACUUUAGCGUUCGCUAUAUAGUUUAAUAACAUUUAACUUUAAAUAAAAUGAUAUGUUAAUCAACCCCUAAAACAGUAUCGUGUAAAGUUCAAUGAAUGUAUAUGAAAAAGCUAAUCGUUUAUUCAAUAUAGGUAAAGAAUGAAAAAUUAAAAAAACCAUUUUUAUGUUUCAAAGACAUAAAGUAAAAAUAUAAAAUGUUUUAUUAAGAGAUACGAAAUAAAUAAAGAAAAAUUCAUACAAAAUGUCAAGUGAUCUAACUGCGGGUCCGCUUUUAAAUAGUAAAGGUAUCGAUAAAACCCAACAAACAAACACAACUCAAAAUUUUGCUGCUACGACGAUCACAGACAAUGAUAAUUCCAAAAUUGAGGUUAUUGUUUUAUCGAAGAGCGAUAAAACUUUAAUGAAAGCCAUAAAUACCAAAGAUGAUACGCUACGAAAACGUGCUUCCCUUGUUAUUGUACCGCAAAAAGAUUUAGAGUCGCCUAAUUUGGAAGAAACGCGAUCGCUUAGAAUGAGUGAUUCAGAAAUUGUUAACGAAAAUUGCAAAGAAAUUAUCGAAGAUUGCAAGACGAUUGAAAAAUUAUCGGUGAAACUAUUAAAUUCAUCGAUAUGCUCAAAUCAUUCUUCUACCGAUGAAGAGGAUAUGGAAGAGCGGAAGGCCGCCUUGCAACCAGAUAAUGGCAAUAAUAUAGUUAGGAAUCGUAAUUCCAUAGCCAGUGUUGAUAGUUGCGUAUCGCGCUCAAGCAGCAGCACUUCAGAAAUAACAACAUCAGGUGAUGACGUGGCUUUAGAUGAUUAUCAAGAUUUGGAAAAUAGUAAUGCCAUCGAUGAGCUGGAAGCCGAGCGAAAGAACUGCAUAUCGAAUGCUUCGUCUUGUAUCGACGAUUAUUCGUUGCGUGAGAAACUGCAUAAUUUCGUUAAUGCCAAAUUAGAUGGUAGCUGCGAUGCGAGCAGUUCAACAGAUGUCGAUGAAGGCAAUAUCAUGGAUGGUGAAAUGGAAAGUAGUGUGAAAAGUCGCAGCUUACCAUCCUGCGAUACAUUAUUAAGUCCUCAGGAGGCGCCGAUGGGACGAAGAUACGGUGAAGUCUCUCAAUUUAUGAGUAAUAAACGAUCUUCCGACUCGUCUGUAACCACUUUAUUAGGUCAGCCGAAUCAACUUAAAUCAUCUUCAAAUUUUACAAAUUUAAACAAUAACAGCAACAGCAAUAAUAACAAUAGCAGCAAUAACAAUAAUAAUAGCCAUCAAGUUCUACCAUUUUGUGGUUUAGAUUCCAUUAAGGGAAGUGACAAUAAUGGUGAAGAUCUCAAUGGUUGUUCGUUAAGCGUAGGAAUCGGCGAUGGUAGCAGUGCUGACGGUUGCAGCGGUAGCGGCAGCGGUGGCAAAACAAAUUCAUCUUUUAACGCAAGUCCUAAUAAUGGAAAUGUUAAUGCAUCCGCUGCCAGCCGAUCAGCGGGAAUGGUGUCAAGUAUUAAUCCCCCAGCAACAACAUCAGUAAUAAUGCCACACGAUAAUGCAUCAGACCAAUUUCAAUCAUUAGAUGCCAAUGACAGCUCAUGCUGUGGUGACGGACAAUUCGAAGAUGAUAUGCAAGCUCUUCUGCCCAAAUGCCAGCGACUUUCAAGAGAUGAACUUAGUCAGUCUCGUACAUCUCUAGUAUCUAGUUCGGAUGGCGGUAUUUUGGCUGAGGGUGAAACAUCAAGUGAAACGUCGCGUGGCUCAGAGGAUUCUCCACCUUGUGAUUUAGGUCUGGUAGAACGUCUGCUGUUGACACAUCCAGUGUGGUUUUUACCCGGCAUACAACGCUCUGGUGCUGUGCACUUUUUACAAGGCAAAGAAGAGGGGAACUUUAUUGUACGAGGAUCCAGUCAACCCAAUACGAUGGCCGUAUCAGUGCGUUUACCACCCGACACAGGGCCGUACAUCGAGCACUAUUUGAUUCAGUCAAACGAUGGCAUUUUAUGUUUGGAGAGUUCAAGAUUUAAGUUUGAUUCCAUACCUGCUCUAAUAGCUCACUAUGCACAAUGCUGCGAUGAACUGCCCGUGCAAUUGGUGUUACCGCGAGCGUUGCGUGAAGCAAAAAAUCGACAGCAGUUGUCUUCAUUGGCUCUGUUGGGGCAAGAAUUUUGGCGGUAUCCUAUGUCUUGUCCUAGUAAGCCUAAUGAGCAAGAGGCUAACUUUUUAGAUGCCAAGUCUCCAAGUUCGGUUACCGAUACUAGUGGCUUAGGUACCACCGUGUUUAGCAAUUCCGGCGGAAAUUUUAAUAAUAAUCCGCAAUCUCAAUCAGCUAAGGUUUUCAGUCCUGUUAAUAAUUUAGGCGGUGUAUUUAGUCAAGCAGGAACUCCAUCAGAUACCACAUCAAGCAUGAGUUCAUUUACCACUAGCGGAGGACAACAUAUGCAGCUUAUGAGUCCGGAAUCUGUAGAUUCUGUGAUUCUCACAAUGUCACCAGUUGAUCUCAACAAUCCACGCAAUGCCAUAAUCGGUUUAAGUGGAAACCACAACGAUGUACUGAAUGCUUCAACUAAUAGUUUAAGUACAUUUAAGGCUAAUAACUCUAAUGUAACACAAUCGAGCUUCAAAAACGCUAUAGAUCUCGAAAAGCGAACGCAAAGACCGAAACCACCCAACACACUCAAUUUGGAUUUACGUAAACCACCGGCUCCACCAAUGCGAUGGUCAAAGCCCCUAUCCCCUACAAGCCCACAACCGCCUGAUCAGACCUCUCUGACUACUUCAAAUAAUUUUACUGUCACCACUACGGUCACCUUUUCCGUAGACAAUGCCCCACAAUUUGUUGAAGUCACGACACCUGCUGCCAAUAAUUCCCUUAAUUCAGUUAUAAAUUCAAAUGCCACCUUUCAAACGUUUUCAAAACGCCUGUCACCGGAAGGUGAAUGCAAGGAUACACUAUCAUCGCAGGGAUCAUCGGCAGGCAGUCGAUGGCAAUCACAAAGCAGUAAAGAUUCCAAUAACAGCCAACACAAGAUACUCUCACCUUGCUCGGUGGGCACACCCACCAGUCUAGUAGGGUGCGGAGGUGGCAAAUCACGCAAAUCAAAGGCUCGAAAGGAAUCAAAACAUUACCAGGAGUCCGAUAUUUUGGAAAGCCCAGAAAUUUACUGCCGGAGUACACUACACGAUAAAAUUAGUGAUUAUGAAGACUUAUGGUCUCAUGACCCCAGUGAUAGAGCGGGAUUGUUGAGCAGUUUCAAGCCACCUGAUGGCCAGCGAGGCAAGCGGCCAGACUUAUUAGCCGAGACUCCGACAAUCAUAACCCGCAACACUGACAUUACUUCAUCUACCGUAACAACUUGCCCGCCAAUUCAACCAAAUGUUGACAUUCAUCCUCUCGAUAACACCUCGGAUACGCAACAAUUAUUGCAAUUUUCAGUAGAACCUCAACCCAGGUCUAGAGCAGGUCUCAUUUUACCGGGUCUCAUGAGUCAGUCGCUUUCUGAGGAUCAAGUCUUUAAAAACGAAACAACAGAAGGUGACACCACACCUACAGCUCAAACACCAGUAUCGCGCAGCAAACAAGGCAGUCCCUUCUAUGCUGAACCGGCUGAUGCUUUAAAGCAGGCUGCUGUUACCGCUAGCAGCAUUUUAAGGCGAUCACAACGCGGUGCUCUUUUGCCGGCCAAUCAUCGCCAUUCAGAACCGCCUAAAGGAGGUUUCGUACGUAAUCCCAUAUGCCCAAUGUUAGUCCCAUCUGAAAUAGAAAAAAUAGCGGGCAGUCUAGAUGAACUUAAGAAGAAACAGCAGGCCCAACAACAAGCGCAACCUCAACAGCAACCCUCAAAACGAAUUCGUGGACGUUUCGAACAAUGGCAACUAGAUAGCAGUUGGGAGUUUAUGGGUAAAACUGAUGAAAACGAAGGCAAUAGUUAUGGGGAUUACGACUCGUCAGAUCAAUGGAAAGAAGCGCCUGUAAAAGACCACCAAAGUCAAGAAAACGACAUAGAGCGUGACGCAAGCAAAGAAAACAAACAGAAACCCAUUACAGUGCAUCAAAUAAUAGCGAAACGCUUGCCAAAUUUAAAUUUGCCCGAACUAAUACGAUGUUCAACCCCACCCCAACAACAGCAAAAACAACAGCCGCAGCAUUCUAAUAAGCUAAACAGUGACUCGCAGGGUCAAACAACAAACGAGUCACAGAAUAAUGGUUAUCGGCUAUCUUCGUACGACAAUGUAGAACGUAACUACGUACUCAAUCAAUGUCUGUUCAAUGGACUGGAUUCAGCCCAAUCGGAUGAUGGUACGGUUUUUUCUGAACCCUGGGACUCAUCCCAGUGGGACUCUUUUAUGCCUCACGACGAUACUACCACAACAUCGGAUUCAAUUCAUUUAUCCAAAUGUCGCCCUGUUGUAUCUGAGGAUGAUACCAUCAUUGAGGAGCUAAAUACCAAAGAAAUAGACAAUCAGGAUACAUUAAAGCCGAAAAAGACUUGCACAAGGCACGCUACAAUUUUGAGAAAUCCCAGCAUUAGGGAUCGCGAAAUUUUAUGUCAUCCACGUAACAAAAUCAAUAUUUACAGUGGCGGUCCGGGCGAAUCGUUGCGAGCAUAUACAUUGCAGUUGGCUCAAGAUCAGUAUACCACUUUUGCACGGAACAUAGAAAACUUCAUUGCAUGCACAAAGGACUCACGGGAAGCCGCCCCACAGGUAGUGAUGCGUAAUAUGCGUCAGUUUAUGAAUGGUAUGAAAAACUACUUGGUCAAACAUGGCGAGGGAAAAUUCCAUCAGGAGGUGGAAGCGGCUCGUUCUCGUCUCAAGUCGGAUGAAUUCUUGAAUUUAGACGCUAUUCUUGAAACUGUGAUGCAUCAAUUGGUUGUGUUACCGCUACGCGAACAUUUAUACGGCAUGUUUGUGGACUACUAUACACGAUCGGAAGAUAUUCAAUUGCUAGCGCAAAAUGUGAAAUACGCCUGUGGCCGGAACGCUGCCGAUUUUGGUAUUAGACCAUCAGUGUCACCACCUUCCCCUAGCUCCUUACAAGCUAUCUCCAACCUAUUGUUACGCCUUCAAGAAGCUGAACUGCCACUAGAAAAGUUGGAUUUAUUCCUGUGUGUCAUUUCUACAAUAUUUGAAGCCACCGGCUGCCCCAGAGGCCAACAAUUGGGAGCCGAUGACUUCCUACCGGUGCUAGUGUACGUUGUGGCAAAAUGCGGUUUCGUAGGAGCUGAAAUUGAAGCCGAAUUUAUGUGGGGUCUGUUGCAACCAACUCUGUUAAACGGUGAACCCGGCUAUUAUCUGACGGCAUUAUGCAGUGCAGUACAUGUGCUAAAAAGUUUUAUGGCUUCGGAAAAUGAAAGUGGUUCCGGAUCUUUAGAUUGGCGUUCAUCCUCAUUACCUGCCUGCUCCUCGGUUCUGCGCGUCAUCAUACCCGAUGAGUGUAACGGCUCAUUGCAAACCCGAACACUGCCUGUGCGUCCACACACAACGACGCGCGAAGUUUGUCGUAUUAUUGCUCAUAAAGCUCGCAUUACCAAUCCACAAGACUACGGGCUCUUCAAGUUGGUCGACGGCGAAGAAACUAUUCUCAAUGAUAACGAAUGCCCUCAAGACAUACGAUUAGCUGCUAAAGGUAAACACUGCAUGUUGGCCUACAAACGUAUCGAUGCCAAAAUUGCUUGGCCGACGGCUACACAACCGAUUUCGAAUUGAGUUCAACAAUAUUGUAAUGUCUUCAAAUAAAAGUGUGAAAGUUGUAGGAAAUUUCCCCAAGAAGAAUUAUAUAAAUAAACACGAACUGCUCGUAUAUAAUCAUUCAUGAUCAAAAACAUUUUCUUAAAAAAAAAACAAAAAAAAAAAAAAAAAAUUAUUCAGCAAUUAAAUACCAACAAUCUUGCAAUCAUA